Messenger RNA from Neocloeon triangulifer, 802 nucleotides. Its product is annotated as peptidoglycan-recognition protein 2-like. The coding region runs from base 111 to 665 and encodes 184 amino acids. Gene Ontology annotation, molecular function: N-acetylmuramoyl-L-alanine amidase activity; zinc ion binding; peptidoglycan binding. The transcript is spliced from 3 exons. Gene Ontology annotation, biological process: peptidoglycan catabolic process; innate immune response. The record is from RefSeq and is a predicted model, not a curated record. Lineage: Eukaryota; Metazoa; Arthropoda; Insecta; Ephemeroptera; Baetidae.
UCAAGAGCGAAACAAGUUGCACACGGCACAAAUAUUUGAGGAGUAUGAACUAUAAAAAGGGCUUCGAGUAAUGCAGAAGCGCAUUAUUAACAACAAAGUUGGUGUGCAUAAUGAAGACCGCCGUUGUGCUUCUCGCCUGCCUGGCCUCUGCAUUCGCUGCAUGCCCGAACAUCGUUUCCCGCUCUGCAUGGGGUGCUCGUCCUCCCACCAGCAUCACCUACCUGAGCAACCCUGUCCCCUACGUCGUGAUCCACCACUCUGAGUCCGGAACAUGCUCGUCCCAGGCCUCCUGCUCGGCGUUGGUACGUGGCUUCCAAGACCAGCACAUGGACGUCAACGGCUGGUCUGACAUUGGCUACAGCUUCCUGGUUGGUGGUGACGGCAACAUCUACGAGGGUCGUGGUUGGGACCGCGUUGGAGCUCACGCUCCGGGCUACAACAGCAACUCCAUCGGCAUUUGCUUCAUUGGCAGCUACAUCUCCUCCGCUCCCAGCAGCACUUUGGUUGACCCCGUCAGGCAGUUGAUCCAGUGCGGUAUGGACGAUCGCUAUGUGCAGCUCGCCCACAUGACCAUUGGUCACCGUCAGGCCGUGGCAACCGACUGCCCCGGAGAUGCUCUCUACAGCCUCAUCCAGACCUGGCCCGAUUUUGAGCCCAACCCUUAAGCGAUAACUUUCAUGCUCAUCAUCAUCAGCAAUUCGAUGCUCAAUAUUUCUUCUGUGAUCUUUUUAAAAUCAUGUUAAAAAAAAUGAAAAAUAAAAAUGAAAUUUGUAAAUAAAUGGAAGAGUUUGUUAAUUUAAUA